This is a messenger RNA of Galendromus occidentalis (western predatory mite), 1478 nucleotides long. Its product is annotated as vacuolar protein sorting-associated protein 37A. The transcript has 6 exons. Gene Ontology annotation, cellular component: ESCRT I complex. Gene Ontology annotation, biological process: protein targeting to membrane; protein targeting to vacuole; ubiquitin-dependent protein catabolic process via the multivesicular body sorting pathway. The coding region runs from base 153 to 1076 and encodes 307 amino acids. The record is from RefSeq and is a predicted model, not a curated record. NCBI's taxonomy places the organism in Eukaryota, Metazoa, Arthropoda, Arachnida, Mesostigmata, Phytoseiidae.
AUUGAUUCUCCGCUGGGAGAGAGCCUCCGCUCCUCAGAAUCAGAUGUGCGACAACAACGCGUCUUAAAUUACUUCUUCAAAAUUUUCUAUCGGAUAUAUAGGGUGUGCACCAGUUUUCGACGAGCGUGCCAGGCGUUGGCAGGGCAUGAGUUAUGCUGCGAAGUGCGAAAUUAUCUUCAGGGUAUCAGGCCACCUCUCAAGAUCUUCGCAGUACAAAGAUCAGUGAAUUAAAGAGUCGUUGCCCUGGUCUCCUGGAACGGGUCCAUGACUCAGAAUUCUGUCUGUCGUUUUCAUCGGUCGGCGUGAACUACGAUCUGAGCAUUUCGCUCCCGCCCGGUUUUCCUUUCGUCGGUCCAGUGCUGAGUGUACACCCACCAGCUAUCCAUCCUCUUCUGGACGAGACUUCGACCGUAUGUGGACUCACAGAUCUGACCGCCUUCUCGAUUCAUGCCUCCGUGCCCGAUAUUGUUCACACCGUCCUCUCGCAAUUCAUAGUCACACCGCUGAAAAAAAAAGAGGAUAUUCCUCAACCCGGAAGCAAAAGCAUGUACAUGAACGGAGGCAACUACAGAACGUCCUCAAUUUAUCAGAAAGUUAACGAGCUGAGUACGGAUGACCUGAAAGAAUGGAGCUCCGACGAUAUGAAGAUCAAGGAAUUCGUUGAAACCCUGCCACACAUCAAAGCGAAGCGUGAAAUUUCUAGAGGAAUGUAUGAAACCAACGAAGCUUUAGCGAAGUCGAACAUCUCGAUGCGCGAGGGCCUGGAACAAACUCGUGAUCAACUACUCUCACGCUGUGAAGAAUUCAGUCGAGUUCGAGCGGAUUUCGAGACGAACCAAGAAACGUUCCGUAUGCUCUCGGAGACUUUCACUCCGGAGUCCAUCAAAGAGGGCCUUCGCAGAGCCGCUCAGCAAGCCGAAGAGGAGAGCGACUCCUUGGCAGAUCAGUUUCUGAACAAGCAACUAGGCGUCGAUGAUUUUCUGCGGAGCUUUAUGGAAACAAGAACCCGGAGCCACGAGCGCUCAGCCAAGUCCGAGGUUCUACAGAAACAACUCGAACAGCUGUAUCGAUUUUGAGUCACUCGAACUCCCGAGUGGGUCUCAGAUGAAAUUGGUUGUUGAGUCGAUCGACAGUAUAGACCAGAAAUCCUCGCACCAGAAAUCGAUAAACCGGAUAUGCGAGCCGACUCAGCUCAAUCUACAAGUGAGCGUCCGCAGAGGCCAUACAACGUACGCUCCUCGCCGAUACGUGGUAGAAGGUGAUGGGUAGUUCUGUGAAUAGACUGAGGCUCAGUCUAUUCACAGAACUACCCAUCACCUGAGGUACUUUUCGUAACUUUUGAAACAAUCGUUUGGGUGCACGCAAAAGAUACGCCGAGCAUGUGGGUGCAACAAUCAUACGUAGAACAACUUCAACCGAAACGAACCAAAUGUAAUAUGAAUGUAUACUCGCUGUAAUAUAUGGUCGAAGUUCGUAGU